GAUAAUAAGAACUAUUACCCCUCUCUAAGCUAUAGUAAAGAAGAAUUAGAACUAUAUAUACUAGUCUAUAGUACUAGCUUAGUAUUAUUAUAUAACUUAUUUAUUAAAGCUAAUACUAAAAUACCAGCUUUCGACUGGGAGCUGUAUAUCGGUGGCUAUUCGCCGGGCUCUUAUAGCAACAACAGAUCCCAAACUCAACGAGCGGAGGGCUUAUACCGAACCCAGCGGAGCCCGGCCAGUAAUAACUACACCCGUGAAGAGGAGGAACGUAAUAGACAACACAACAUAUAUCUACCAGGGCAUUGGGAAAUUACUACGGAGUAUACCUUGGGAUGA
Clonostachys rhizophaga is the source of this 336-nucleotide messenger RNA. The record is from the annotation of a GenBank genome assembly. NCBI's taxonomy places the organism in Eukaryota, Fungi, Ascomycota, Sordariomycetes, Hypocreales, Bionectriaceae.